This is a messenger RNA of Melanaphis sacchari, 876 nucleotides long. Its product is annotated as myeloblastin-like. Gene Ontology annotation, biological process: proteolysis. The record is from RefSeq and is a predicted model, not a curated record. Bases 1 to 876 code for a protein of 291 amino acids. NCBI's taxonomy places the organism in Eukaryota, Metazoa, Arthropoda, Insecta, Hemiptera, Aphididae. The transcript is spliced from 4 exons. Gene Ontology annotation, molecular function: serine-type endopeptidase activity.
AUGAUUCAAAUUAUUUUCGUUUUGUUUUUAUUAUUUAAUGUGGUGACAUUGGAAGGAAAUAUGUCGAAUUAUGAAAACAAAGGUCUUAUAGCCAACGGACAAAUAUACGACGUCGAGAAAUAUCCGUUCGUAGUGAGCAUAGUAAUAAACACCUUCCUAAAUUCCAUUGCGGCAAAGGCUAUUUGCACGGGCUCGUUAAUAUCGCAAUGGUUCGUGUUGACCGCUGCACAUUGUACUCAAAACACGACAAUUGCUGACAUAAAUGUAUUUCACGGUAAUAGUCACCAGCAGAUUCGGCACAUAUAUCAACACAAUAUGUAUAAUCCAAUAACAUUUUUAGCAGACAUCUGUUUGUUGAAAUUACGAAAACCGUUUAAGAAUGUCGACCGUUAUAUAAGUGUAUCUGGCCAUCCUGACGAUUUUUCUCAUGGCAAAAGCUUGAAUUGUGUAGUUAUUGGGUUUGGAAUAACUGCAGAUGUUUCGAAACCUAACUUGAUAGGGUACAUGACUAAUUCAAGUGUCACGUACGGUCCUACAGCAUGUCAAUUGUCUAACAGAUCGAAUAUAAUAGAUACGUGGAAAGAAUAUUUGUGUUCAAAACCAGACAUCCAUAUGGUAUGUCCUGGGGACAGCGGCGGCCCAUUGAUUUGUAAUGGAUUUCUGUAUGGAAUAGCCAGUCACGGAUACAAUUUUAAAGAACUUAGUAAGAAUUUCGAAUGUGGAAGUUCCGACAUUCAGACUAGACAUUUAUUCGUACAUAUUUACGAAAAAUGGAUAACUAAUAUAAUAACAAAUAUAGGAAGCCCGUUAAUAUCACAUUUUAAUUUAUAUUUUAUUUCUAUUAUGUUAGUAUUAUACACCGUAAAUGUUUUAUAA